AGCACAUCCUCCCCUCACGCCCGAGCGGGGAUGGCGGCCGUGGCGGCUGCAGCCAGAGCCCUUCUGUUGCCGGCGGCGCGGCGGCGCCAGCUCUGGGGUAUCCCCGAGAGGCUUCUGGCCCGAGGCGCGGCCGGGCGGUCAUUACAUCUUGGGCGGAACAGAUUGAGAAGUACACAGGCUGCUACAGAAGUUGUUCUGAACGUUCCAGAAACACGAGUAACUUGCUUGGAGAAUGGGCUCAGAGUGGCCUCUGAAGACUCUGGGCUCUCAACAUGCACGGUUGGACUUUGGAUUGAUGCUGGAAGUCGCUAUGAAAAUGAGAAGAAUAAUGGAACAGCUCACUUUCUGGAGCACAUGGCUUUCAAGGGCACCAAAAAGAGAUCCCAGUUAGAUCUGGAACUUGAGAUUGAAAACAUGGGUGCUCAUCUCAAUGCCUAUACUUCCAGAGAGCAGACUGUAUAUUAUGCCAAAGCAUUCUCUAAAGAUUUGCCGAGAGCUGUAGAAAUUCUUGCUGAUAUAAUACAGAACAGCACAUUGGGAGAGGCAGAGAUUGAACGUGAACGUGGAGUAAUCCUUAGAGAGAUGCAGGAAGUUGAAACCAAUUUACAAGAAGUUGUUUUUGAUUAUCUUCAUGCAACAGCUUAUCAAAAUACUGCACUUGGACGGACAAUUUUGGGACCAACUGAAAAUAUCAAGUCAAUAAAUCGUAAGGACUUAGUGGACUAUAUAACCACACAUUAUAAGGGACCAAGAAUAGUGCUUGCUGCUGCUGGAGGAGUUUCCCAUGAUGAACUGCUUGAAUUAGCAAAGUUUCAUUUUGGUGACACUUUGUCCGCACAAAAAGGAGAAAUACCAGCUCUGCCUCCCUGCAAAUUCACAGGAAGUGAGAUUCGAUUGCGGGAUGACAAGAUGCCUUUGUCUCACAUUGCAAUAGCUGUUGAAGCUGUUGGUUGGGCACAUCCAGAUACUAUCUGCCUUAUGGUUGCAAACACACUGAUUGGCAACUGGGAUCGUUCUUUUGGGGGAGGAAUGAGUUUAUCUAGCAAGCUGGCUCAGUUCACCUGUCAUGGCAACCUCUGCCACAGCUUCCAGUCUUUUAAUACUUCCUACACUGAUACAGGAUUAUGGGGGAUCUAUAUGGUUUGUGAACCAGCCACUAUUGCAGACAUGGUACAUAUUGUUCAAAAAGAAUGGAUGCGACUUUGUACAAGUGUCACUGAAAGUGAAGUUGCACGAGCCAAAAAUCUUCUGAAAACAAACAUGUUGUUGCAACUUGAUGGUUCAACUCCAAUAUGUGAAGAUAUUGGUAGGCAAAUGUUAUGUUAUAAUAGAAGAAUUCCCAUCCCUGAGCUUGAAGCAAGAAUUGAUGCUGUAAAUGCUGAGACAAUUCAAGAAGUGUGUACCAAAUAUAUUUAUGAUAAGAGUCCAGCUAUUGCUGCUGUUGGUCCCAUUGAACGGCUACCAGAUUUUAACCAGAUUUGCAGUAACAUGCGCUGGCUUCGUGAUUAAAAAUGAUCCUAAUUAAAAUAUUUUGAACAUAUAACAGAGACUUUAAAAAUUAAUUUGAAUCAAGUACUGUCAAACUUUCAAAGGAUUAAGACUAUACCACAGUGAAUAGCACACUUUCAAAUUACCACCAUAAGUAUAAUUUUAAGAAUGAAAAUUGUACAGUAUUUUCAGUUUUAUUAUAAAAAUGCACACACAACAAAGAUUGUCAUAAGUCAUUUCUUGGCUCUACUUGCAUUUAGCACUUGCUCUUGAGCAGCUUUCUUUGCUUUUACCAUCUCCACAAGUUCCUAGGAAAGAAGGUUUUAAGAAACUCAGAAUUUGCAUACAAAACAUACACCUUUAUGCCAAAUGCUAGCAAUAUAACAGUUCAAAUUGGAUAAAAGACAAGGGAAGAGGUAAAUUUCAUUGCCAGAGCUAAAAAAGCGCUAAAGUUAGUCAUUUCUUUGUAAUAUUGCCCACACAACUAUUGUAUUGAAAUAAGCUCAAAAGUGUAAUGUAGAUAUGGAAUCUAUACCAUAAAAAUAAUGUAAAAAUGUAAAACCUUAUAGCGCUUCAUGCAGUCCUUCUUUGUCCUGCCAGGCACUGCUUCUGCUAUUUUUUCCCAUCUUUCCGGUGUAUUUACUGGGUAUGUUUUCAAGGCUUGUUCCAAAAGCUUCUGUUCUUCUGUUGUCCAAGGGGUGAAAUCUGUGCAUGGACCUGUAAGAAAAAUUCUAAUUUGAAAAAUAUCCUAAUUGAUAGAAAAUUUUCAUUGAGUACCAUCUUACUAGAAGAUCUCUCGGUGUGCAGAUAUCUUGAUAAAAUUCAAAUCUGUGAUGUGUCACUUUAAACAAACUUUUAGAGAUGAGACACAUAAACCUAUUAAAUAGUGAGAAAAUUUAAGCACAAUAAUAUACUUGACUUUAUUAUUGGUCUCUUACAACCUAACAUUGUAUUCACUAGCCUUCAAGAAAAAAAUCAGAUUUGAAUUUAUUAAAAUUGUACCAUUAGGUUAAAAAAUACAAUCACAAGUCAUUAAAAACUUCUGACUUUAGAAAACGUGCAUCUGGAUUAGACCCUGGAAACAUUCUUGUUUUACUGGAGAAAAUAAUGUAGCAAAAUUAAGCCAAGUGCCCAAGGUUUCAGUGCUGGAGGCAUUUUUACCACAUCCUGUAAAAUUGUGACAUUUCAUACAUGUCUCACAAAACAUUUCCCACUUUGUGGGAAAAUGAAAAUAUUAAAUGGCUAAAAAACUGACGUAUGUAUGGAUGAUGGGCAGUUCAGUAGAACUUACCUGAUACAAAGUGAAGUCUAGAAACCUAAGUUAUUUCCUAAUUAGAAACACAGUGAAAAGUUACAAACAAACCUACUCAAAAUAAGGCAGAGAACUUACAUUUGAAAGCAGAUUAGAAGCAUUUUUGAAGUCCGCUUUUAAGAUUCCAGCAAGCACUUGAAAGUCCCUUUUAACACCAUAGUUUGGAUUCAUUUCUUGUUUCAAUACCAAAGUUAGUGAAAUAUGUAAAUUCCUAUGUGAAAUUACAUUUCAAAGCAAAUGGUGUAAUCUUGCUGUUUACGGUGCAGCUGGAGAGGGGCCUGCCCAUUAUACCCAUAAUGGGGACAAAGGCAUCAUGGCCACAUUCCAUGCUGCCGUCACUCCUGCCCUCACAGGGACGCCAUUUCUCCUCAAAAACUGGCCACCUGCACAACCAUCAGUGUCUGCCUCCAACGUACAAACAGGUCCCAAAGAAGGGCCCAGAACAGUGUGUGAAUACCUGAAUGUUGUAUUUUUUAUGGUAGGGUGUAAGGGAGCAAAAAGAGAAUAAACAAAUCCCUGUAGCACCCUCUGCAGGGUGUUCUGAAACUGCCACAAUCAUCUGGUUAAGAAAAUAAAGCUCAGCCUGGAAAAAAAAAGUCACCCUUGAUAUUUGCAACCACAGAGUGAUUUCCUCUCUCUAGAAUAUUAUGUCUCUCCUAAUCUUUAAACUGAAAAUCGCAACUAGAAAGAAACAAUGUCACAUGCUAAAAAUGCACACAUGAACAAAAAUUUAAACUAUACCCAUCUACAUAGUACGUGUGUGUACUUGAUCCACUGAAUGGAUUUCAUGUCCCACUCAUGGG
Molecule: messenger RNA, 3603 nt
Organism: Talpa occidentalis (Iberian mole)
Lineage: Eukaryota; Metazoa; Chordata; Mammalia; Eulipotyphla; Talpidae
Gene: PMPCB
Product: peptidase, mitochondrial processing subunit beta
Exons: 13
Coding region: 31-1509 (492 amino acids)
Cellular component (GO): mitochondrion
Molecular function (GO): metal ion binding; metalloendopeptidase activity
Source: RefSeq, a predicted model, not a curated record